Messenger RNA from Penicillium alfredii, 243 nucleotides. RefSeq lists its product as uncharacterized. Bases 1 to 243 code for a protein of 80 amino acids. The transcript has a single exon. NCBI's taxonomy places the organism in Eukaryota, Fungi, Ascomycota, Eurotiomycetes, Eurotiales, Aspergillaceae. The record is from RefSeq and is a predicted model, not a curated record.
AUGUCCGCCUCAAAUUACAAGGAAAAUCCUUCCAUGUCCAGCGACACCGCCUCUACCCAUUCCACCGUCUCCACCGCAACAACCCUCAAGGGCAGCGAGUCCCCAUCCAAGAAGAAGUGGUUCUCACUGAGCUCCGACAAGCCCGCCAACACGCAGCCGCAAUACGUCAAGAAGUCGGACGAGUGGAUCGCCAAGAGAGCCAUACAUAACGAGGCCAUUGCUAGCUACCUCAGCAUGCGCUAG